AUGUCAUUGCCAUUGACUUUACAGAGAUAUAUCAUUAAUGAAUGUUGGAAGGAUAGGUUUAUACCAAGACAAUGGAAAUACUCAAUGUCUUUGGUAUGUUGGCAAUGGUUCAAUCAUAUCUCUACGAGAUUGAUAGUAGAUGUACCUGUUACAUUGAUUACAGGUGGUGUACGUAAUCCCAAUGAUGAGGAUUACCUCAUUGACGUGACCAAUGAAGACAAGUUAUCCAUCGAUAUCAAGAACAGCCUCGAUCACAUGUUCAACACACGCUUCAACCUGCUCUCACACUCACGCGUGAUUGAACUACAUGUAUUUCCACUCAAGGUCAAUGACAUCCGCACGAGUCUCUUCCAUCUUGACCUAACAGAGUUUCUCAGACUACUGUCGAAUGGUGAACAAUGGGUGAUCAAGAUCAUAUUUGUCAACAGGCCUGUCAAGAUGAGUCUAUUCCUACGCCUAGAGAUGGAGGCAAUGCUCCGCAAGAUUGUUGGACACCCAAAUACGACGAUUGAGUUUAGUGGUGACUGUGACUUGAACUCAUACAUCGUGGAUCAAAUCAUGGCGGCGCGUAAAGUCACAAGAGUGAACUUCCGCGUCGUUGGCAGCGAGCCAGAAUACAACGAAAAACGUCUGGUCCACUCAUUGGUCGGACAUUGUCACACGCUACGUACUCUGCCUCAAGUGGACCUCACAGAGUACUGGAUACACAUGACGCCCAAGCUCAAUCGAUUCACUCAACUGACUUCGAUGAUGAUCUCCAGUGAUUAUGAAGAGAUUAUUGGACAACUCGCCCGUCAUUGCCCACAUUUUGAAACACUCGGCAUCAACUACACAUCGAGCUAUGAACGAAAGCAAAAAGGAUGGGAAUGUCUUUGCAAACUCAAGAUAUCCAAGCUGAAGCUGUUCCUCAUGUCGAGUGACCUGGUCACUCAGUUCAUGCAGAAGAUUGAUCAAGUGUCGAGUUUGAGCUUGAGCGCAUACUUUGACGCGCAUCCAUUCACUCUCAACCUGGGUCGUAACCUUAGACGUCUGUCGAUACCCUUGAACUUGGUGAAGUACAUCAAUAAGGACCCAGAGUAUUGUGGCGCCAACCUGACCAGUCUAAAGGUGUACGGGGACAACAUGGACGGCGAUCAUUAUGACGACUUAAGCACAUUCUUGGAGAACAAUGCACGAUCUCAAGGAGUAUCUGAUGCUGGUGGUCCACGACUCAAUCAUUUAAGUUACUGGUAUGAUACCAAGGCCAACACGGAAAUGCUCAACUUCUACUGCAGGGCAGUGUUUCCAAGAUUACAUCGAGCCAUUAUCAGACAUCCAACACUGGUCACGCUGACCACCAACAUGAACCGACCAAACCCAUCGAUGUUGUUACGUGAGUUGGCUGACAAUCAAACGAUCAAACUUGUGACAUGGAAAGCACCAACAGCCAACACAAUCAAAUUGAUCAACUAUCACAAACUAUUUGAUUAUGUCGACAUGCACAAGACUGUUGCCAAGUGCUAUCGAUACCUUGAUCCAGACCGGCCACGUCCAAACAAUUCAAACUUCUCC
Acytostelium subglobosum LB1 is the source of this 1551-nucleotide messenger RNA. RefSeq lists its product as hypothetical. The record is from RefSeq and is a predicted model, not a curated record. NCBI's taxonomy places the organism in Eukaryota, Evosea, Eumycetozoa, Acytosteliales, Acytosteliaceae. The annotation marks the transcript as partial. The transcript has a single exon.